This is a messenger RNA of Microthlaspi erraticum, 864 nucleotides long. NCBI's taxonomy places the organism in Eukaryota, Viridiplantae, Streptophyta, Magnoliopsida, Brassicales, Brassicaceae. The record is from the annotation of a GenBank genome assembly.
AUGGAAAUCACCAGAGAUAGAGUGAAAGGUACUUUAACGAUUUCUCAAGAAGGAUACGUGAAGAAGGUACUAGGAAACUUCGGAAUGGAUCAGUCCAAACCUGUAGCUACUGCAAUGGGAGCUCACUUCACGUUCACAGCGGCAACAGAAGAAGAGCUACAAGAUCAACAGGAAGACAUGGAGAAAAUUCCUUAUCAGAGUGCUGUUGGGAGUUUAAUGUACGCCAUGAUUGGUACACGUCCUGACUUGGCAUACUCUGUGGGUUUGGUAUGCAGGUUCAUGACUAACCCGAUUAAGGAACAUUGGUUGGGAGUCAAGUGGAUUAUGCGAUACAUGAAUGGUACCUCAGAUAUGAAGAUUAGUUACAGGAACGAAGGAGAUUUUGUGCUCAAGGGUUAUUGUGACUCAGACUACGCAGCAGACAUGGACAAAAGGAGGUCCAUUUCUGGAAUAGUUUUUACACUUGGAGGAAACAGGAUAAGCUGGAAAUCAAGUCUACAAAAGACUGUGGCCUUAUCGACGACUGAAGCAGAGUAUGUUGCUUUGGCGGAUGCAGCAAAGGAGGCCGUUUGGUUAAAAGGUCUGAUGAACGAGUUAGGUUUCAAGCAAGAAGCUGUAGACAUCUAUUGUGAUUCUCAGAGCGCGAUUGCAUUGGUAAAGAAUGCAGUUCAUCAUGAGAGGACGAAGCACAUCGAUGUCAAGCUUCACUUUCUCAGAGAUUUGAUCAGUAUGGCAAAGAUACGAGUGCUGAAGAUUGCUACAGAUACAAUCCAGCUGAUAUUUUCACAAAGGUUCUUCCAGUGGGCAAGUUUCAAGAUGCUUUGGAGCUGCUCAGAAUUUCAAAGAAGUGAUUCAGCUCAUUAA